Molecule: messenger RNA, 1771 nt
Organism: Pistacia vera
Lineage: Eukaryota; Viridiplantae; Streptophyta; Magnoliopsida; Sapindales; Anacardiaceae
Exons: 3
Coding region: 738-1535 (265 amino acids)
Biological process (GO): protein ubiquitination
Cellular component (GO): cytoplasm
Molecular function (GO): ubiquitin protein ligase activity
Source: RefSeq, a predicted model, not a curated record
GGGCAUCUGGGUAUGAUUCCAAAGUUUUAUUUUUUCUUAAACAACUUGGAUUUUUAUUUGUUUGAACGGCUGAAUCUGCAUUCUAAACAUUCUUUGUGUGUUGAGUUUGGGUAUUUGUCAAGUCUGGAUAUCUGCUUACUUGGGUAGAACUGGAUCAAAUUGAGAUGGUUUUUUCUUAUUUAAUGGCUGAAUUGUGCUGUGUGUUACCCUUUUUGGCUGAGAAAAAUUGCAAACAAACCUCGUUUGAUUCAUAAUUUCGUUAAAACUUUUUGAUCUAGGAGCCAGAUGUUUGGGUGGCCUGAAUGUAUUUUCUACUUUUUUCAUCUGCUGUCUUAUUGUGUUAUUCAGUAAAAUAAGCAUAAUAAAAUAAGCUGGGUACUCUUUGCAGCUUGAAACAACAUAAUGGUGAACUAAAAGGGGGAGCAAAAGCAUCCCGUGCAGGAAGACCAUGGGUUUGUGCAUGCUUAAUUCGAGGUUUCCACGAUCAAAGUGAAGCUUGUGAAUUUGAAUCAAAAUGGAAAAAUUUCUCACGGAAAUUGCCACGCAAAAGGAAUAGCGAAGACACGAUGAAGCAGAUGAAUGAUAGGUCACUGCCAUUGCUGCAACACAGGCAAACAGCUCUAAAUAGAGUGAAAGCAUCUCUUGAUUGCAGUCACUUAGAAAUUGAUUGGCAAUUGAACCCUUUCUAAAUUGUUGAGCUGAACAAGGUGUUUCUCAUUAUAGGCAUAGGUUUAAAAAUGUCGAAACCAGCUUCUUGUUCCUUUGAUAUGUGGCAACAAGACGAGAUCGCCCCUCCAAGUCACCACACUGGUAAAUUCUAUAUUCUAUUGCGAGUUUAUUUCAUUGUUGAAUACACUCCACAACACUACAAGAUGAAUGUUUAUUCAAAGAAGAGUUAUGGGUAUCUUGAACGAAGUGACUUGGUAGACGACUUGAAGCUGCCUGAAACCAUUUCAAGGAUGAUGAAACUCCUUCCUGUAACUGAAGAGGACAAAGAGAAGAUCAUAAAGAUUGUUGGCUCCAAGGCUAAGUUGAUGGAUUGUAAUGAUUCUAAUGCGGGUCGUGAUGUUAUAUCUGCUGUUAUGUCACUUGGGAUUUUUUAUAAACAAAAGUAUAAUCAAGAAGUGGAGCUUGCUUGGGCUACAAGAUUGGGAAAGUCCCUAGGAGAAUGCGUGCCGGCCAUGGAAUUAGCCGUUAUGGAUUUAAACAAGUUGGUGUUUGAGAAGAAUUGUUGCCUUGAGAGUCAAUGUGGGAUUUGUUUAGAAGGGUUUUGUGAGGGAGAGGAGAUUACUCGGUUGCCUUGCUCGCAUGAUUUUCAUGGAGGUUGCAUUGUGAAGUGGCUUAAAAAGAGUCACUUGUGUCCAUUCUGUAGAUUUCCACUGCAAGUUUGCGGAGAGACAGAAGCUUUAUGCCCGUUCAAGGAGGAGAAGAUGAGUAAGGAUCGUGUGUAUCGAAAACCAAGGAGGCGUGUUGGGCAGCCAUGGCUCCGGAGUCGUCCUUAUGGUGGGCUAAACAUCGUUGAUCCUCUUGGUUAGCCAAAAUUAAAUUGAAGGUCUCAAGCGUUGGUAGAAAAUUUUGUGAAUACAGCCAAGUCCAAAGUCCAAAUCUAAAUCAAGAUCAUCUGUCUAUCUCAUUCUCUCUACCAACGUCCCCAUCAAGAACUACAUUGGUGUCACCAUCAAUUUCUCUCGCCUGUACCCUUGAAUUUGAAAUCUAUACAAGCUUAUGUUAUGAAUUUGAAUGUUUGUUCAGUCUAGCUAUCCAGACUUGU